Molecule: messenger RNA, 645 nt
Organism: Enterospora canceri
Lineage: Eukaryota; Fungi; Microsporidia; Enterocytozoonidae
Source: the annotation of a GenBank genome assembly
AUGUCUGAGGAAAUAUUUAGACGUUAUCAGGGUGUAUUGCAAUUUAUUGAAACGUUUAGCCACGUUUUGAGCAGGAACCCUGAAGCUACAUCAUUUUUCAGGUCGCUUGGAAAGUUCGAACAUCCAAUACGUGUUCGGUGGGGUACACUGUUAAGGGCAACGAACUUCAUCAACACCUAUUUUGAUCACAUAUUGAUAUUUUGUGAUCAGAAUAGGUCAGGUAUCAAAAGUGACAGUUUCAAACUGUUGGAUAUACAGUCCAGGAAUCUUGAUAUUAAGGAUAAUAUUAAAGAAAUAUCGGACUGCUAUGGACACUUACCUGACCUCAUAAAGAGGGUUGAGAAACGGUCUUUCUCGAUUGAGGAAGCAUAUGACAUGGGUUCAAAAAUUAAGUUUCGAAAUGAUCCGAUCAAUUUGAUGGGUUAUUACACAAAGAAAUUUAAUAAGAACCUGAUAAGCGAAAUUUGUAACAACACAAUUACAGGUGUUGGGAACGGACAAAUUGAUCGCCUGAAGAAAUGUCCAUCAACAUCUGUUGAGGUGGAGCGGUCAUUUUCUAUGGUGACCAAAAUGAUGGCAAAGGAUCGAAAUUUCGACAUGGCCAACUUUGAGGCUUACGUUAUGAUCAGAUACAAUAAAAUGUGA